GGCGCCUGCGGGGCGGGCCGCGGGGAAGGGCGGCGGGAGUUGGUGUUGGCGACCAAGACCACGGUCUCCUGGCAUUCCCCCCGGGCCGUGGGUGGGGGGGUGUGUGUCGGGGGGGGCCCCUGACACCGCCGACUCCGCGCCGUAGCGCAGGCCGCGCCCGCGGGCUCCACGGGCGCCCUCCGAGGUGGGCCCUGCGUUCUCGUUUCACAGGCGAGAAGGCUUGGGCAGGGAGACUGAAGCCACUUGUCCAAGGUCACGCAGCUGGUAAGUGGGAGCGCCCAGCAUGGAACCCAGGACCGCGGAGCCCGCGCUCCACCCUCCGGGUCUCCAACACCCAACUCCAUGCUUCGAGUCCUGCUCUCUGCCCAGGCCUCCAGUGCUCGUCUGUCUGGCUUGCUGCUGCUCCCACCAGUACAGCCCUGCUGUCUGGGACCCAGCAAAUGGGGAGACCACCGGCCUCCUGGAGGAGGCCCCCAUGCAGGCCCUGUGCAGGGAUUGCAGCGGCUUCUGGAACAGGCGAGGAGCCCUGGGGAGCUGCUGCGCUGGCUGGGGCAGAACCCCACCAAAGUGCGUGCCCACCACUACCCUGUGGCGCUUCGUCGUCUGAGCCAGCUCUUGGGGUCUCUGCCGCAGCCCCCUCCUGUGGAGCAGGCCACGCUGCAGGACUUGAGUCAGCUCAUCAUCCGAAACUGCCCCUCCUUUGACAUUCACACCAUCCACGUGUGUCUGCACCUUGCAGCCUUACUGGCAGAACUUCCAGCCCAGAAAACAGAGAUGAGAAGGACUGAGGAUUCACUAACUAAAACUGCAGGAUUGCAGCAGAGCAGAGCAGCUCCUUCCCUGCCUCCUUUGACCCUCUGCCUCUCAGGCUUCCCAUCAGAUGGGCCCCUGAUGUGCGCCCUGGAGCAGGAGCGAAGGUUCCGCCUCCCUCCGAAGCCACCGCCCCCUCUGCCGCCUAUCCUUCGAGGUGGGCAAAGGUUGGAAGCCGCUCUAAGCUGUCCCCGUUUCCAGCGGCGUCCUCAGCAGCACCUCAUCCGCAGCCUGGCAGAGGCCAGGCCCGAGGAACUGACUCCCCACGUGAUGGUGCUCCUGGCCCAGCACUUGGCCCGCCACCGGUUGAGGGAGCCCCAACUUCUGGAAGCCAUUGCCCACUUCCUGGUGGUUCAGGAAGCCCAGCUCAAUAGCAAGGUGGUACAGAAGUUGGUCCUGCCCUUUGGGCGGCUGAACUACGUGCCUCUGGAGCAGCAGUUUAUGCCCUGCCUUGAGAGGAUCCUGGCUCGGGAAGCAGGGGUGGCCCCCCUGGCAACUGUCAACAUAUUGAUGUCACUGUGUCAGCUGCAGUGCCUGCCCUUCCAAGCCCUGCACUUUGUCUUUUCCCCUGGUUUCAUCAACCACAUCAGUGGCACCCCUCAUGCCCUGAUCAUGCGGCGCUACCUCUCCCUGCUAGACACGGCGGUAGAGCUGGAGCUCCCAGGAUAUCGGGGCGCCCGCCUUCCCCGAAGGCAGCAAGUGCCCAUCUUCCCCCAGCCACUCAUCACUGACCGCGCCCGCUGCAAGUACAGUCACAAGGACAUAGUAGCAGAGGGGCUGCGCCAGCUGCUGGGGGAGGAGAAAUACCGGCAGGACCUGACCGUGCCUCCAGGCUACAGCACAGACUUCCUGCUGUGUGUCAGCAGCUGCGGCUCGGUGCUGCCCGUGAGAGCCCAGGACCCCUUCCUGCCGUACCCUCCCAGGUCCUGUCCCCGCGCCACCCGGGACCCUGCCCAAAGGGUGGUGCUGAUGCUGCGGGAGCGCUGGCACUUCUGUCGGGACGGCCGGGUGCUGCUGGGCUCCCGAGCCCUGAGGGAGAGGCACCUGGGCCUAAUGGGGUAUCAGCUCCUGCCGCUACCCUUUGAAGAACUGGAGUCCCAGAGAGGCCUGCCCCAGCUCAAGAGCUACCUGAGGCAGAAGCUCCAGGCCCUGGGCCUCCGCUGGGGACCUGAAGGGGGGUGAGGGGUGCACACAGGCUCAGGAUGGCCCCCUCGUUGGGGUGGACAAUUUGCACUUUGCUUCCCUUUGCUUUGACUUGUCAUUAAAGUCCCUCUCCUUCCCCA
Molecule: messenger RNA, 2093 nt
Organism: Bubalus bubalis (water buffalo)
Lineage: Eukaryota; Metazoa; Chordata; Mammalia; Artiodactyla; Bovidae
Gene: FASTK
Product: Fas activated serine/threonine kinase
Exons: 10
Coding region: 343-1992 (549 amino acids)
Biological process (GO): regulation of mitochondrial mRNA stability; mitochondrial RNA processing
Cellular component (GO): ribonucleoprotein granule; mitochondrial matrix
Molecular function (GO): RNA binding
Source: RefSeq, a predicted model, not a curated record